Messenger RNA from Aspergillus saccharolyticus JOP 1030-1, 2034 nucleotides. RefSeq lists its product as uncharacterized. The coding region runs from base 40 to 2034 and encodes 664 amino acids. Lineage: Eukaryota; Fungi; Ascomycota; Eurotiomycetes; Eurotiales; Aspergillaceae. The record is from RefSeq and is a predicted model, not a curated record. Gene Ontology annotation, molecular function: protein binding. The transcript has 6 exons.
CUCUCUCCUUGUGUUCCUGGUUGGUUCAUCUUUUCACUUAUGAGCUUGUCUCUUCUGAGGCAGCGCGCUGUGCACGCGAGCGCGACCGUGUCCUGCAACAUCACCGACGAUGAGAGCAUAACAUUUCGCAAGCUGGUCUCUCUUUCAUACUGUCUUCAUGUCCUUCUGUGGUCUUGUUCUUUGAUCUGGGCCCGUCUCCGCAGUGACAGUUGUACUGACCGGGGUCCAACAUGCAGAUCUGGUUCUGACAGUCGGAGCCCCAAGAUGGGGAAGCUAAACUAUCUUGCGAGACGUAUCAGCGGUCUCAAGGCCGGCCAAGCCGUGUCCAAAGACCUGAAAAAACGCUUCCCGCCUGGUACAGGCUCCAAAUCCGCCGCACGGGACCCCUUCGUCGAAAUUGAUGUGACCGGCAAGGCACUGACCGACGAGGGCCUGGCCCAGUUCAUCGGUGAUCUCGUGGAAUGUCUCGUUUUCAGGGACCAGGAGCACCCCAUAGGGCUGGCCAGAGUCACCGAGCUCCAUCUCUCGGGUAACCUGUUGACCGUCCAGUCGCUACCCAUGUUGGCGGAGGUGGUGAACCUCAGUGCGGGUGACCUUCGCGAGCUAGACUUGUCAAAUAAUGACAUUCAGAUUGUGACUCCCGACGACGUCAGGAAGUGGGUGGCUUUCUUGAUGUCGUUCCAGAAGUGCUUUGUGCUUCGUAAGCUUGACUUGGGGGGCAAUGCUCUCGGUCGUGCGGGCAUCGAGCACCUGGCGCGCAUCUACAUGAAGUCUGACCUGGAUUUUCUGGAGAGCGAUGCUUAUGAGGUUAUCGGGUGGGAUGGCGACGAAGCCGAACAUUUAUCGGGCCCAGACUCUACUGUCGAAGCAAUGGGUCGCUUAAAGCUUGCUAAUGCCAAGGAAAAUGAAGGGGCUCCUCGUUCCAAGAAGUCUCCUUACAAGCCCAAGGCGGACCAGAAGCACGCUCCUUUCUUCCUUCUUCUAGUUUAUACUCACGAUGAGUUGAAGACGUACGCUUGCACGCGUGGCCUGCGCUCAAUUCCACACUUGAUCUUGACAAACGUCUCGAUGACUGGCAACAGCGCUAUUCAUCUCAUUGCUAUGCUUGAAAUUCAACGCGCUCCCGAGCCACUGCUGAGCUAUCUUCCGGUUGUUGGAAAAGCCGUGGCCUUGCCUGAGAGUGCGGCAUCGUGCAAGAGCAUCAUAUGGAGACCAAAUGAUGAAUUGGCCCCUCAUGUCCUUCGGAUGAUUGAGGUCUCUGAAGCCCUUCAGCAGCUCCGAGACUCCAAAGCGAGCGAUACUUCAAGUGAAGGUGCUGGCGAAUUUGACAGUGCUACCCAGCAAAAGCUCCAGGGCAAACUGAGAAUCGAGUUCACUCGCGUGUGCAAGCGGGUUCGUCUGGAGGUUAUCAAGGAGGAUGGUGUGCACGGCAGCACUAUCUGGAGCACAGCCCUGCGAAUGAUGCUCGUUUCUCGCGCUCUUCUCUUGGAGGACAGAGACCGCCCUCCAGACGAGGACAUUGAUAUCCCAGAGCGGAUGCCGUUCCCUCAACCCGUCGAAGGCCCAGCUCCUGCGGUCAACGUCGUCACUCAACACACUCGGUCUGCGAGUUCGGGCCCCUUUCACCCCAGCGCCGUGUCUUUCGACCUCCAGUUUCCCAACCUGCCGUCAAUGGCCCAGGGUCCUGCUCCAGUGCUGUGUAUCCCGGCCGGCGACGUGUCAGAUACCGUUCAGUCCAGGAAGGGCCCCCCACCCUCCCAGCCUCCGGCGCCAACCAUGCGACGACGCCCCGUCCGCGGCAGCAGCAAGCAGGACUGGCGCUACGACCUUCCCUUCCAAAUCUGGCGUCGCAUCAUCGCCGAAGCAGUUGGGGCGGACGGGAUCCUGGAUCUUGAGCAGCAGGGUCGUAUCAUGCACUACGCCAGUGACUGGGAUGUCGUUGCCUACGGCCUGCAGAUCAAGGGGGCUGAAGUUCACCAGCGUCUCUGGAAGUUCUUGGAGUCCGUGGGUUGCUUCACCUACACUCCUCUAUGA